GCUGACAAAUGUACCUACUUCUACCCAUUGGAUAUAUUUUCUUGAAUCAAUUGUUUCGAAUAUUUCACAAUUGAAUGUUGAUAUGGUUGCUUCACGUGUGUGCUUUUCGUUACCUAAUUUAGUUCUAAAAAGUUGAUAACAAGUCUUGGAAAUGAGUGCGAAUACUCCUAAAAGUGAAAAUUCACAUCGUAUCCUCGUUAUUAUCGUCCUCAGUAUCAAUUUAGUCAUUUGUUUUAUGCAGAUGAACGGUUUAUUUGGAAUCACGAUGAUAUCAUUUCUCGAAUGUGAUACUGAAAUACGUGGAAUUUACGCAUGUAUCGAGUGGUUCAUAUUAAUGGCAACAAUCAUUGCUACUAUUAAAAAAAACCCGUUCAUGAUUUCCUGUUCAAUUGUCAUUAUGCUCGGCGAAGUGUUCAUUUACUUGUGCUUGAGUAUUUGCUUAUUUUAUAGAUAUUUUUUCGGAAUUUUAUGGCAAAUAUUAGCGGAUCAGUCUACAGAAAAUGUGAAGGAAGAAGAAGUAUUCAAAUACAUGUAUAUUUUGAUUGUUUUAUUCUUCAUUGCGAUUUUUUUUGCUUUCAAGUAUUACUCUUUAGAGGUCUUGUAUAAGUAUGAAGAUCAUAAUCGUAAAAUAAGUCGAUCAAGAUCGAGACAAUAUGAAAGAUGCGAUGUAAAAUAUCUAUCAGGACUUCACGAAAAAGGCUUUCCAGACGCUCCUUCUUCGUAUGAUUUUAAAGAAAUUGAAUCAGCCAUGUCAGCAUAUGGAAAUGGUAUUAUUUGAUGGUGUAUAUUUAAUAAGCUUAUCUCUCAUUAUUGUAAAAAAUGAAUUGCUUGUGUGAACGUACCUACUCAAAAUCUACUAUGCCUACUUAUUGUCUAUGCAAAUAGCCAUCCUGAACUGGCACUCACUCUCCGAUUCGAGCAACAUUAAUUACAUUACAAUAUAUAAACUAAAUCGAUAGAACAUGUCCUAUUAUCCUAAGACCUUUGCAAUUAAAAUGUCAGAUGCUGAAGUUCAUUUCUAAAUUUUUGUCAAAUUUUUAAAAAUUUUACAAAUUAAUUUUUUUCAAAUUCUCAACUGUUUUAUGUAGUUGCUGAAAUUCUCUACAAAUUCAAAAUCACUCUGGAAGAGCCAAAAAUGAACUAUUAGCUCCAGAAAGUUUAAUUACAAGGUUUUUCAAACAUUCUACUUAUAUUUAGCUCGGUUUUAUUCAAAUCGUUGAGUGUCAUUUCAAAUGGUUCCCUCGUAAGUAAUCAUACGUAUUUCGUUUCAUUAAACUUGAGCUUUAAACAUUUUGGCAUCUUGCCAAACAUUGCCAAUGCCGAAUUUAUAGUAUUGAUAUCCCAAAAAAUUUAGAUGAUGAAUCCAUAGUUCAAGAAAACGAUGUUAGUUUAGUGAAAAAUCAUGAUUCAUAAAGCGGUUUUGUAAUUUGUUACAUUCUUUGUAAUGGAGGAUCCUGAAAUACGUUUUUAAAUGUGUUAGAGGAAUCAUUAUCGAUAAGUAUUCUCUCAAAUCAGCUUUCUCAUCAUUUAUCUACUCAUCUUUCGAGUUAUAAUAUCAACUUUUAGUCGUUUUUGAUUGUUUUUAUAUCACUUUAAUAGGUUUUAUUUAAUUAGUAUGUUUCAUUUGUGAUUCUCACAAAAUUUUGUCCAGUUUUAGCCUAAUAAAAUUCCACCUUUGGUUAUUA
Messenger RNA from Planococcus citri (citrus mealybug), 1685 nucleotides. RefSeq lists its product as uncharacterized. NCBI's taxonomy places the organism in Eukaryota, Metazoa, Arthropoda, Insecta, Hemiptera, Pseudococcidae. The record is from RefSeq and is a predicted model, not a curated record. The transcript has 4 exons. Bases 152 to 778 code for a protein of 208 amino acids.